Molecule: messenger RNA, 1040 nt
Organism: Effrenium voratum
Lineage: Eukaryota; Dinophyceae; Suessiales; Symbiodiniaceae
Source: the annotation of a GenBank genome assembly
AUGUCUGCUGAGGUUUGCUCCUUUGGCAUCCUUGCAACAGUUGUGGUCACCAUCUUCAUUCAAACGAAGUGCGUGACGGACCGCCGAGAGAGAGCCACUGUGGCCAAUGGCAUUGCGGAGGGCUGGGCCUCCAGAGCUGCCAAGGAGGGCACAAGCUUCAGUCAGGGCGAGUAUCGGCUCCGCAACUUCCUGGCGGUGAUUCUGAGCCGCUUUCUGGGUCCCAUUGUUGGACGGCUGGCCGUGGACUUCGGGGGCCGCAACGUCUAUGCCUCGCUGCAGUUCAUCCUUUGCCUGCUGGGCACCAGGACGGUCUACAAGGUGUGCCGUCUUCUUUGGCUGCCGGUCAAAGGGCCGGGUCCCGGUGGAUGGCUUCAUCAGCUCUCCCACAGUCCCAGAGGAGAUCACUGCGGCACCACCAGCACCUGGUUGACGCGAGCGGCGGACGCGAGAUUGCAAGCAGCGGGCCUCAAUGAGCUUCACUAUGGCAUCCGACAGAAGCAGGGCUCGUGGCUGAAAUGGCAAAAGCUGGCCGAGGUUCCAUUAGACACGAACUGCGAAGACUUGGAGUUCAACCACUUGCAGAAGAUGAUCUCUGACAGCAUCAACAACUCGGAGGCUGAAGAAGAGCACGGCGCCCGCAGCGCUGGCUUGUCACUGGGCGCACCAGAGCCGAAUCGGCGAAUGGCAGACAUCCGCGCCGCAGCAGAGCGACGCCUGCAGGGCGGCGCUCGCCGGGAGGCCCCGCAGGAGAUCCUUCAGGAGGAGAUGCCGGUGUUCCGCGACGCGGAAAAGCCGCGUCAAACCGACAUCCGCGCCAUCGCCGAGCGACGCGCGGGCGGCAUGCGGCUGGGCCGAACACCAGGCUCUCCAAGGGCGACCACUCCUCGAGGAUCUGCAACGCGGACACCAACACCCCGGGGCGGGUUCUACAAGCCAAACCACGUGUACAGCAGCCGUGCAGAAGGUCGAUGAGGUUCGACUUCCGAUCGACACGCAGAGGAAAACCCUUUGCAUAACAGAAUCCACAUCAUUUAGCAAGC